Molecule: messenger RNA, 837 nt
Organism: Nematolebias whitei (Rio pearlfish)
Lineage: Eukaryota; Metazoa; Chordata; Actinopteri; Cyprinodontiformes; Rivulidae
Product: laminin subunit gamma-1-like
Exons: 3
Coding region: 1-837 (278 amino acids)
Source: RefSeq, a predicted model, not a curated record
AUGGAUACAUCUGUUGCUGUAAGUUCUUCUCUCCUAUCUAUUUUCUUCUGUCUUCAUUUGCAUCUCCGCUGUCUUGUUUGGGCCGCAAUGGACUCCUGCUAUGAGGAUGGAGUUCCCAGCCGUUGUAUGCCCAAGUUUGAGAAUAUUGCCUUCAAUCGCACAGUGGUGGUGUCAAAUGAGUGUGGCUCUCCGGCUGAAGACUUCUGCAUGCAGACUGGCUCAACACGAUCGUGUCACUACUGUGAUGCAUCAGAUCCAGAGCUCAGCCACAGCGCCAGCUUCCUGACUGACUUUCACAGAAAUGAUGAGCCCACGUGGUGGCAGAGUCAGUCCAUGUACUAUGGCAUUCAGUACCCCAAUUCUGUCAACCUCACCCUCCACCUUGGAAAAGCCUUUGAGAUAACCUACAUUCGUCUGAAGUUUUACACCAGUCGGCCGGAGAGCUUUGCCAUUUAUAGACGUACGGCAGAGGAUGAGCCUUGGUUACCAUACCAAUACUACAGCGGCUCUUGUAAGAGGACUUAUGAAAAGGAUCCUAGAGGCUAUAUCCGCCCAGGAGAUAAUGAAAGGACCGCCCUGUGUACAGACGAGUUCAGUGAUAUCUCACCCCUUACUGGAGGAAAUGUGGCUUUCUCCACCCUGGAAGGUCGGCCCAGUGCGUACAACUUCGACCAAAGUCUGGCACUGCAGCCUACAAGGAUCCGUACCGCCACCAGACAUGCGACAGAGGCUCAGGCUGUUGUUGACAGUGCUGCCGCCUGGCUGUCAGCUCGCCUGACCAGCGCCGGCAGCAGCACCACUGGCUGGAAUGAUAAAGAUCGAGUGGAUAGGAUGUGA